AUGACGGCCAUCUACGUCAAGAAUCGACUGCCGUCACCUAAAGUCGUGCACAAGACCCCGUUUGAGAUCGUCUACAACUUGAAACCAAGCGUCAAGCACAUGCGAACAUUCGGGUGUCAGACAUACAUACUGACGCCUAAAGAGAAUCGACUCAAGUGGGAUCCAAAGGCUCGCGCUGGCAUAUUCGUGGUCUACGAAGAAGUUUCGAAGGCAUAUCGUGUUUAUGACAUCGAGGCGGGGCAGGUGGUUAUCAGCCGCGAUGUCAACUUCGAAGAGUCCACCUUUGGACUUCAACUGCCGAUCACUGAUGAAGAUGUCGAUGACCUGGACUUCGAAUUGCUGGAUCUUGAUGACGAAGAGCUGCGUCAAAUGGAGUACAAGCAAAUAGGCAAGCGCAAGAACCGACUCAAUGAUGAAGAUACAGCACCUCCACGACCGCGUGCAGUGCGUCAACGACCAGGACUAGAAGAGUCAAGCGCGCCGGAAAACAACUCGUCACGACAAGAAGAAGACGAAGAAACGAAGGAUUCUGGUGAUUCAACACCGCCUGUGUUUUGGCGUGCGAGUGCAAAUGCCGUUGAAGCAGCAGUGAACUUAUCAGAGCCCUCAACAUUUGAAGCAGCAGUAAGCGACCCUGACCAAGUGCACUGGAGAAAAGCAAUUCAUGCAGAGCUCGAGUCAAUGCGACUUCGCGGUGUGUUUCGUGCAGCCAAGCUGCCCAACGGACAACGCGCCAUUGGCACAAAAUGGGUGUUCAAGAUCAAGCGCAAGGCGGAUGGUGAUGAACUUUAG
Peronospora matthiolae is the source of this 792-nucleotide messenger RNA. The record is from the annotation of a GenBank genome assembly. Lineage: Eukaryota; Oomycota; Peronosporomycetes; Peronosporales; Peronosporaceae.